Molecule: messenger RNA, 1574 nt
Organism: Nelumbo nucifera (sacred lotus)
Lineage: Eukaryota; Viridiplantae; Streptophyta; Magnoliopsida; Proteales; Nelumbonaceae
Source: RefSeq, a predicted model, not a curated record
GGAGUUGGACGCAGAGCCCAUAUGGCCAUCUMGAAUAAUCUGAUUCCAAAGUGAAAGUGAGAUUGCAUAGUUGAACUUGAAUGUGACAGUGCUGAAGAGGGAGGAAGACUCCGGCAUCCGGCCAGUGGUGAAGAGGCUUUGUGGAAGAUUUUCUAUUUGAGAAUUUGUGUCAGUGCUGCUGCUUUAGUCGAUCAUGGAUGAACAACAGAUAGCGAUUCUCCUCGAAGCGGCCUCUCGUUUCCCACGUCCUCAAGGGGUGAAGCUUUCAUAUGGAACGGCUGGAUUCAGGGCAGACGCUUCGAUCUUGUCGUCGACGGUGUUCAGGGUUGGGAUUCUGGCAGCUCUGAGAUCCUUGAAGACUCAGGCGGUUAUUGGAUUGAUGAUCACUGCUUCUCACAAUCAAGUUUCCGACAAUGGGGUCAAGGUGGCUGACCCGAGUGGUGGCAUGUUGACCCAAGAGUGGGAGCCAUUCGCUGACUCCCUCGCUAACGCUAUUGAUGCUGAAGAUCUCGUCCGGUUGAUAAUCGAGUUUGUGAAGAAGGAAAACAUUCAAUUUGGAGUGAAGUCUGCGGAGAUAUUGUUGGGAAGAGAUACAAGACCUAGUGGAGAAUCUCUCCUCGAAGCGGCAAAGCAGGGAAUCAAUUCCAUAGUUGGAGCUGUUGCCACUGACGUUGGGGUUGUCACAACUCCACAACUUCAUUGGAUGGUUCGCAGUAGAAACAAGGGAAUGCAAGCAUCUGAAGCUGCUUAUUUUGAACAACUCUCGAACUCUUUUGGGUGCUUGAUGGAUUUGAAGCCCAAGGAAACCACAGCAAAUGUGAUGGAUGAUAAAUUGACUGUGGAUGGAGCUAAUGGUGUUGGUGGGGAAAAGCUUGAAGAAUUGAAAAAUUUUCUGAAGGAAAUAGUUAUUGACAUCCGGAAUUCUGGCAAGAAGGGCGGUGUUCUUAAUGAAGGAGUUGGAGCUGAUUACGUGCAGAAGGAGAAGGUUGUUCCACAUGGUUUUGGUCCAAAUGAUGUUGGGAUGAGGUUAUCUGAAAAAAAAAAUACAUGCCUGAAAACUUGUACCUCAUGUAUCUAUUUAGAGAAAAUAAUGCUGUUCUUGUUUUGGAAGUUAAUGGUUCAACUGCUUUCUGUUUUUACUCAGGUAAAAGUUGCAGAUAGAACUGCUGUUGUUACAGCAAAUGCGGAAACAGUGGUUGUGAAGCCAUCUGGACUUCAGAAAGUUAUUGAUGCUGAAACUGCAAAAUACCCUCAGGGGCGAUCAUUUAUAAGGCCAUCAGGUACAGAGGAUGUCAUACGUGUAUAUGCAGAGGCAUCCACACAGGAAGCAGCAGAGAACCUUGCCAAAUCUGUAGCUCAGCACGUGGAUCAAUUCCUGGGGUUGGGCAGCAACUAACAAUUUUGUUUGACUAAAUUUCAUUGGAGACUGUCCUCUUACAAAAUGAAAGCAGCCAUUUCUAUUGGUAGAGUUUUAUUUCCAGAUAGAAUGCUUAUAUUUUCUUUCUCUGAAAUUUGGUUUACAUGAAAACAAAAACCAAGUCUAUUUAUAAUAUAUGAGUUUCUUUUACAGUUUC